Molecule: messenger RNA, 1292 nt
Organism: Trifolium pratense (red clover)
Lineage: Eukaryota; Viridiplantae; Streptophyta; Magnoliopsida; Fabales; Fabaceae
Exons: 4
Coding region: 147-1241 (364 amino acids)
Molecular function (GO): zinc ion binding
Source: RefSeq, a predicted model, not a curated record
AGGAGGUCAUGCAGUGUUGAAACGUGACACACAAAGUGCAAGAAAUGGGGAGGUAAAAUCUCUUGGAAGUCUCUGUGCCAGUCUUUCAUCAUAAAAUGGUUUCAGAAGGCAUUUUGGUCGUCGUGGACCAAUACAUGGGGUGAAGGAUGUUGAUGGCUAUUCAAUUUCGAGUGAGGGAAAGCAUCCUAGAAAACCUAGUACCUCUGCUUAUGGUUCUAAUGAGAAACAAGUUUGGGUCCAAAAAGCUAGUUCUGGGACCUAGAUUAUUUAGAUUGAUAUUAUCAACCAUGGAUUUACCAACAAUUGACGUAGACCUUGAAGUACCUAAAAAGAUUGAAGAUGAAAAGGAGGGAGAUCCUUUAUUCCAUUGUAGUCUUUGUGAUACAGAAGUAAUUCACAAGUUGGCUCAAAUGUUCCUUCCAGGAUUAGCCUCAGCUUGUGUCGAUAACACAACAGGAGGUCUUUUCAAGACUCCUGGUUCAGUUGCUGUUGAUUUGAGAAGGGAAAUGAUUGAUUAUCUAACCUUGAGAACUAAAUCUUUUGUUGCUGAGUCUAUUAUCUUGGAAAAUGGCGAAGCAUCUGACCAUCCUUUCGACAUCAUUUCUAAUCUCGUUGACGACUUUGCAAGUUCAAAGAGGAAUUUUUUUAGCCGUGUUUCGGUAUGGUUGUUGAGUGAAAAGAGAGAAGAUAAAAUUGAUGAUUUCAUCCAAGAGAUAGACAUGAACGGUUUUUGGACGCUUGAUAGAAGAGAAAUAGUUGCAGAAACUUUGCUAAAAAAUGUUGACUUUCAUAAUUCAUUUCAUUGCACCAUGAGCUUUAGUUCUUCUCAAGACCUUGCCGAUCAUGUUUUUACUUGUAACUUUAGACCUAUGAUUUGCCAAAAUCAAGGAUGCGAUACUAAAUUUUGUGCAAGUCAUUUGGAAAAGCAUGAUUCAGUAUGUCCUUUCAAGAUAAUUUCAUGUGAACAAAAGUGUUCAAAUAACAAUAUUAUGAGACGGGAUAUGGAUAGACAUUGUAUAACCGUUUGUCCGAUGAAGCUGGUAAAUUGUCCUUUUCACGCAGUGGGUUGUCGGUCGGCUGUUGCACAGUGUAUGAUUGAAAAACAUUGUUUGGAUGACUUACGAUCUCAUGUGUGGCACUUGCUUAAAGCUGUCUACAAGGAAGCAUUUGGGGAUGAUCUUCAACGACGAGUCAACCAAAUUGUACAGGUCAAUCACUGUAUGUAUGUUAAGAUUAAUUAAAAACCGUUUUUUUUAUUGCAUAUAGUUCUAAAUGCAAACAUGACAUUUUGG